CUAUUUUUUGAUUAUAUUUAAGCUCGAGAUUUUAACAUGAAAAAUGCUGAGGCAAUGUUAAGAAAACACAUUUCUUGGAGGAAAGAAUACAAUAUAGAUACCCUCUUGACUGACUAUCAACUUCCCGAAGUUCUUGAACUAUAUGCCCCAAUAAGUGUAUUGGGUCAAGACAAGGAAGGCAGCCCAGUAAUCUUUGCUGGGGUUGGGAAGGUAGAUGAGAAAGGUAUUCUAAAAUCUACGAAGAUGAUCGAUAUAUUUAAACUGAAUUUAUUUCGAACAGAAACAGCAUUAGACAUGUUGAAACACGAAAAUGAAAAGAAUGGAAAACUUGAUACAAAAGUUGUUUACGUAUACGACUUCGACCAGUUGACGUUCCCAAUGGCGACAAACAGAACGGUUGUUGAAAUGUUAAUAACUUGGAUAAGCAUGUACCAAGACAAUUAUCCUGAACGAAUCAAAGCAGUUUACGUCAUAAAUGCACAAUUUUACUUUACCUUACUUUUCUCUGCCUUGAAAUUCAUUGUGGCAUCAGCUGUUUUGAAGAAGGUUCAUAUUUAUGGAACAGAGGGUUGGAGAGAGGUCUUACAAGAAAUAAUUUCUUCUGAUGUAUUACCUGCAUUUCUUGGAGGAAAACGGACUGACCCUGAUGGUAACCCUUUAUGUAAGAGUUUCUUAGUUCAUGGACAAACAGUACCUGAACGCUAUUAUCUUUCUAAUUUGUGGAGGAGCAUCCAAAGAGAGCCGGGUGUGAAAACGCUGAACGUGACCAGAAAUAAGAGUUGCUGUGUUGAAUUCCAAGUCGAUGAAUCUGGUUCAUAUUUAGAAUGGGAAUUCGAAACCAAGAACAAAGACAUAGGAUUCGCUGUUUAUUUCAAGGAUGAGCGAAGGAAUGACGCCGAAUUAGAAGAAAUUGUGCCCAAACGGAGAAUCAGUACCUCAUUUGAAACCGAAACUGGUGUUUGGAAAUGUGAAAGAUCAGGCUCAUAUUACUUGGUUUUUGAUAAUUCCUACAGUUGGAUGUUUUCUAAAGAAAUUUAUUACAAAGUUGCAGUUUUACCACCGAAAGAAACCGAAAGCGAAGGCGAUUAAAAGAGACUAUCACUACAGUUUGUUUUUCACUUUCGAAGAAGAAACCAUACUAACUAUGCUCUUGAAACAAUAUUGAAACACUUGUAAGUUCGAAAAUAAUGUGCAUGGUUGAAAGUUUUAAUUGUGUAUUUUGUCUUUUUUUUUUCAUUAUUCAAACACCCAGUGAAAAUUAGAAGAAAAGAAAUAUGAAACUAUUAUUUUCACUUUUUGAAUUUUCUUUUUUUGUCAAUCAUUACAUAAUUAUUUAAUCAUCAUAAAACGAGCAUUGCUAAAAAUCAUCGUAUAAAGCUCAUGUAAGAAGUUUGCUAAAAAAAAUGGAAAGAGCGCAUUUAAAAUGUGUGCAUUAAAAUUAUUGACAAAUAUUUUAUCAAAAUCUCGAUUCUAAGAACGCAUAACCAUCAUUAAUUUUGACUCGCAUUCAUUUGUGUUGUGCACAUAAUUGAAUUUCAGUUACACAGAUAAGUACAUUUCUUCAGAACUUAUUAAAAUUUUUUAUCAGACAAAAGGAAGAAAUCUCUGAAAAAAAUUAUCAGAAUAAGAUUCUUCAAAAGAUUUACACGAGUAAAGCUUACAUAUGCAUUUAUUGUUAUUUGCUAUUAAAAAAAAUUGAAGAUAAUAAUGUUAUUUUCUACAUGCAUAAAAUUCAUGCGUGUAAAUUAAUCUAUUUUAUCAAACAUCACGGUAUCUUCAUUUCUAUUUUUUAUGGUAAUGAGCUAAUAUUAUAUUCUUUCCAUCUUUGUAAGUGAUUUGAAAGUUAAAUUUCAUGUAACAAAAUUUUUUUUAAUUUUUAUAUUUUUCUGAAAAAUACUGACAUUAUUCUACACUACAAUUUUUUAAAUCACUUAACUAUUUUAAGUUUGCUAUAUCACCAUUUCAACUUCGAUGAUAUUCUUUUUUUUUCCUUUUUCAAAUUCAUUGCAUAUUUUGCUAUUAGUAUUCUGGAAAUUUUCAGCAAUAUUGUUUUGUAAUUAAAAACAGUGCUGCUUUUUUCCAAGACUUUUGCUGCUGUUUUGUCAUAAAAUUGUGAUAAUUUUUUUGAUCUUUAUUCGCUCUAUAUCCUUGUAAAUGAACUAUUUUUAAAAAAAAAUUAUUUUGAUUUCAUAUGUAUAGAUAAUGUGUACUUGUUUCAUAUUUGAAUGUUAAUUUAUUGUAGAUUAUGCAAAAAAGUAAAUAAAAAUUCCUGAAAUUCA
This is a messenger RNA of Parasteatoda tepidariorum (common house spider), 2279 nucleotides long. Lineage: Eukaryota; Metazoa; Arthropoda; Arachnida; Araneae; Theridiidae. The record is from RefSeq and is a predicted model, not a curated record.